This is a messenger RNA of Cokeromyces recurvatus, 3225 nucleotides long. RefSeq lists its product as uncharacterized. The transcript is spliced from 2 exons. The coding region runs from base 1 to 3225 and encodes 1074 amino acids. NCBI's taxonomy places the organism in Eukaryota, Fungi, Mucoromycota, Mucoromycetes, Mucorales, Mucoraceae. The record is from RefSeq and is a predicted model, not a curated record.
AUGAGUCAACAAAAUAAAUUUCUUUCAAACAAUAAUCAAUUAGGUCAAGAUAUAGGUUCAGAUAAUGACCAUAUUGAUUCUACUUUGAAUAAUCAACGUAAUUUAAAUGAUCGUUUUGAACAAUUAACUGUAGAUGACCUUACUUCUUCUGCUGCUCAACCUCAGCGUGAGCCUGUCAAUGUAUAUCCCAGUGACUUUGGUGGUUAUAUGCUUCAUCCAGAAUAUACCAUGAAUCAAAGCUCAGAAUUGAAAAGAGGACCAGAAGACAUGAUUUCUCGUCAUCAUCAUGAACAUGAUAAUAACAUGAAGAAGGAUGAACUUGGUAAAUUAGCAACCGCUCCUCCACAGAACAUGUUUUCUAAAAAGGAAGAACAUGGCUAUGCUUUACCUGCUCAGAAUCGUGAUUCAAGACAUGAGAAAGAUAUCACUUUCUUUGGUGAUUCUCUUACUACUGAAAGUCAUCCUCAAUCUCGUUCUUCUCUUGAUCAAGAUAGUCUUUUCCGUGGAUCGAUUACAACCUUACCUUCUGCUGGUAAAAGACGUAGUAGCUCUGCCAAUAAACAGAAUUCUCACAUCAUGAAGGAUACUAGCCCAAUUGCUUCCUCUGGCGGUUUGAGUUCUCAUCCUGUAAAGACAACAACAACAACUAUCAUUUCCUCUACAGUUCCUGCUGAUAUCAAGACCGAACGAGAUAGUAAGGCUAAUACAAGGGAACAUGAAGAGGAUCAGCAACAACAACAACAACACAACAAUAAAAACAGUUUAGCUAAUAUGGCUUCUGCUGCUGCUUCAGGUGUUGUUGCUGCUGCCUCUGGUGCUGCUGCUACCCUUUUAGGAACAAAUACAGAUAGCCAGGAAAAGGACUUUAAUCAACAUGAGUCUAUGCCAAGUACUUGGCCUCAAAAAGGUCUUCCUCCUUCUUCUUCUUCUGAAAACCAAAAGAAGGCCAAGUCAUCUCCUGCUGCCCUCAAGGAUGCUACAAAUAGUGACUAUGAACCUGCUAUCCAUGGUCAAAGCCCUUGCUUUCAUACACAUGAUAAUAUCUCAAAGGAGCAUGUGGAAGAUAAAACGCACCCCUUCUGUCGUAAUGUUCAGGAGCCCUCCAUUCAUGGUGAACGACCCAGUUAUCAAGACAAUAACCAACAGGGUAUUCAUCCUCGUGUCGCCGCUGCUACUGAUAAUAACCCGAUGAGAUCAGAUCGUACUCAUGACAAUCCUAUCGAUAACACCCACAAGUCCUCUUCUAACAUAACAAAGGAGUCGGAUAAUAAACACGCUCCUUUCGCUGUUCAUGACUCUAAAGGAAUUGAUUCUAAGGCUAUCACAGCAAAUGAUACUUCUUCUCCCGCAGGUCAUGCUUCUCUCGGAUCACAUCCUACUACAGGAAUCCUUGCAACUGAAUUAAAUACUCCUAAAAAGCGAACUGAUUUAGGUUCUACCACCAUUGAAGAAGGUCAAAUCCCCAAGACAGAAUCAAAUUAUGGCCUUGACAAAAACAAGCAACAGGAAAAAGAUGUCUCUAGUAGUAGUAGAAGUAGUCAAGGACCUUUAACAGCUCGUCAUGUGGGUACUACUGAUGAUAGAAGCCGCCAUGAGAUGAGAGGAAGAUCGGUGGAUGAUUCUAAGGCUGAUGAUGAUGAUACUAUUACAAAAUCAACCUCCCAACAGAAUGAAGGAAAUGGGAAGGGCUUGAUGAGUUCAGAGGGUCUAGCUGCUGCAGGCAGUGGUAUCGCUGCUGCUAUCGGUGGUCUCUUCGGAUUAGGCAAACACAAGAAUAAAGAAGACGAUGACUACCACCAUCAUGACAACCAAGAUAAGUGGGAUCAUAGUCAACAACAACAACAACAUCAAGCCAAUACUACUACAGAAAACACAAAUAAUUUGAAUAUGGAAAACUUGCCUCUGAAUCAUACUGUUGAUCAAGCGCCUCCUAUGGAUAAAGAAUAUCUGGCUGAUAAUAAUGGUAUCAAAGAUCAACAUGCCGCAACCGGUGGUAAAGAUCAUAGUGGCGGCACUGGAAAAUUACAUUUGGAUAAUUUACCUCUCAACUAUACUGUUGAUCAAAAGGGAGAGAAGCCUAUCGACAACAAUACUUUCCCACAACAGAAACGUAGUGUACCCCCAGUUCACGCUAGUCAGUUCCCUUGUACUGCCAUAGGUCAAACACCUUUAACCAAGGCAGCUUUCAACAAUAAUGAACAUCCAAAGCAAUCUAUCUCUCCUGUUGGUACUGGCUAUAGUCUCCCAGAGCAAGGUCACGGUCAUGGUCAUGCAACACACCGUAACAACAAUCAAAGUUUGUCUCAUGCUGAUGCCUUACCUCUUGGAGAUAAGAAUACAUUAACUCACAAAUCAUUUAAUGAUAGUCAACACCCCUCCCAUGACACCGCUCCCUAUGGUACAGGAUUCUCUACUGUUGUAGGAAAUCGUCAAGAUACAACAACAGGUAGUCAAUAUCAGAAGAGGCAAUACGAUCCAACUCAUGCAGAUGCUAUCCCAUUAAGUCAUGACAACACGAUGGAACAUCGCUCCUUUCAUGAUAAUCAACAUCCCCAACAAAGGGUAACUCCAUUUGCUACAGGUGUAGGUGUUGCUGAACGUCAUGAUAAUGACAACAACAACAACAACAACAACUCUGCUGCUGCUGCUGGACACUACAAAGAAGAGUCAAGACAAUCUCAUCAUGCUGAACCUUUGCCAUUGAUGGAUGUUGUUGAUGAACAACAAGUACAACAACCAUUAAGCAAUCAAUCUGCUGAAAAUACUUAUAUAGGAGAUAGUGAACACCCUCAACAUAUCGUGAGUGCUCCUCCUGCUACAGGGUAUGCUAUUGUUGGUCAACAACAACAACAACAACAACAACAAGAAAAGAAGGAUUAUGGUCAUUAUUAUCCUAAGGAGAAACAAACUUCUGAUAAUGGUAAUAACAAUACAGAAAAGGGUUCUUCAGAUCAUCAUAGCGGCGGUAUCACUCAAACUCUCAUGGAUAAAACUACCUCUGCCCUUCGUCAGAUGGGUCUUGCAUCUGAUAAAGAUCAACAUCAUCAUCAAGAUAACUCUAAUACAAUUGAAUCCUUGCAUGAUCAGCCACGCUCUGCUUAUGAUGUAAACAAUCAUCAAAAGUACGCCCAUAUCUCUAACAUAGAGAAUAUGAAAUUAGCUGGUACAAAAGGUGAUAGUACUACAAAUGACACUAGCAAUAAUUUUAUCAAAAAAUCCAAUUAA